AUGGGUGUGCCCCUGCACCGGCUGAAGGACAUACGGCUUCUGUAUGGAGAAUCCCCCUGGGGAGUGACCCCCAUUUCUUUUGAGACCCCUCUGAGUCCUCCCAUUGCCCGAGGUCACGUCAUUGCAGCCAGGAUCACCAGUGAAAACCCAGAUGAGGGUUUUAAGCCAAGCUCGGGGACAGUCCAGGAGCUGAACUUCCGCAGCAACAAGAACGUUUGGGGCUACUUCAGCGUAGCGGCUGCUGGAGGAUUGCAUGAGUUCGCGGAUUCCCAGUUCGGGCACUGCUUCUCCUGGGGCGAGAACCGUGAAGAGGCCAUUUCCAACAUGGUAGUGGCUUUAAAGGAACUGUCCAUCCGGGGUGACUUCCGGACCACUGUGGAAUAUCUCGUGAACCUUCUGGAGACCGAGAGCUUCCAGAACAACGACAUCGACACAGGGUGGCUGGACCACCUCAUCGCUGAGCGGGUACAGGCAGAGAAGCCGGACAUCAUGCUCGGGGUGGUGUGUGGGGCCUUGAACGUGGCAGAUGCAAUGUUCAGAACCUGCAUGACGGAUUUCUUGCACUCCUUGGAAAGGGGUCAGGUCCUCCCGGCUGAUUCUCUGCUGAACAUUGUGGAUGUUGAGUUGAUUUAUGGAGGCGUCAAGUACAUUCUCAAGGUGGCCCGGCAGUCCCUGACUGUGUUCAUUCUCAUCAUGAAUGACUGCCACAUUGAGAUUGAUGCCCACCGGCUGAACGAUGGGGGGUUGCUCCUGUCCUACAAUGGCAGCAGUUACACUACGUACAUGAAGGAGGAAGUGGACAGUUACCGGAUCACUAUUGGCAAUAAGACGUGCGUAUUUGAGAAGGAGAAUGACCCCACGGUCCUGAGGGCUCCCUCGGCUGGGAAGCUGACCCAGUACACGGUGGAGGAUGGAGACCACGUGGAAGCUGGGAGUAGCUACGCCGAGAUGGAGGUGAUGAAGAUGAUCAUGGCCCUGAACGUGCAGGAGAGUGGCCGGGUGAGGUACGUCAAGCGUCCAGGGGUCGUGCUGGAGGCCGGCUGCGUGGUGGCGAGGCUCGAACUCGAUGACCCUUCCAAAGUGCACGCGGCACAGCCAUUCACAGGAGAGCUCCCUACCCAGCAGACCCUGCCCAUCCUCGGGGAGAAGCUGCAUCAGGUGUUCCACAGCGUCUUAGAAAAUCUGACCAAUGUCAUGAGUGGUUACUGCCUGCCCGAGCCGAUCUUCAGCGUAAAGCUGAAGGAGUGGGUCCAGAAGCUCAUGAUGACGCUCCGGCACCCAACCCUACCUCUCCUGGAGCUACAGGAGAUCAUGACGAGUGUGGCGGGCCGCAUCCCAGCACCCGUGGAGAAGGCAGUCCGCAGGGUGAUGGCCCAGUAUGCCAGCAACAUCACUUCCGUGUUAUGCCAGUUCCCCAGCCAACAG
Molecule: messenger RNA, 1425 nt
Organism: Onychomys torridus (southern grasshopper mouse)
Lineage: Eukaryota; Metazoa; Chordata; Mammalia; Rodentia; Cricetidae
Product: acetyl-CoA carboxylase 2-like
Biological process (GO): fatty acid biosynthetic process
Molecular function (GO): acetyl-CoA carboxylase activity; ATP binding
Source: RefSeq, a predicted model, not a curated record